CUUCUCUACCGGCUGAUAUAAAUAAAACUUCAGCAUGUCUUUCAUUGGCCGCACACUGCUACGUAACGUCCCACUGCUGAGGAAAGCCGUGGCUGGGCAGCAAAAAUUCGCUGCACGUUUGCUGCACCAGACUGCGCCGCUAUGCACCGUGCGCGUGCAACAGCCGGCGCCAAACUUCAAGGGCCUGGCCGUAGUAGGCAACGACUUUCAGGAGAUUAAACUAGAGGACUAUAGAGGCAAAUAUCUGGUGCUGUUUUUCUAUCCCUUGGACUUCACCUUUGUUUGCCCAACCGAAAUUGUUGCAUUUAGUGAACGUAUAAAGGAGUUCCAGGACAUUAACGCCGAGGUUGUGGGUGUAUCGGUGGACUCACAUUUCAGCCACUUGACCUGGUGCAAUGUAGAUCGCAAGAACGGUGGUGUUGGCAAACUCAACUACCCACUGCUAUCUGACAUCACAAAGCAAAUCUCAGCCGACUACGAUGUGCUAUUGGACAAGGAAGGCAUCUCCCUACGUGGCACAUUUAUCAUUGACCCGAAAGGGAUCUUGCGUCAAUACUCUAUUAACGACCUGCCUGUUGGCCGUUCAGUCGAUGAGGUGCUGCGCUUGAUUAAGGCCUUCCAGUUCGUUGAAGAGCACGGCGAAGUGUGCCCUGCCAAUUGGAAUCCAAAGACAAAUCCAGCCACCAUCAAGCCCGACGUGGAUGAGUCGAAACAAUACUUUAGUAAGCAUGGUUAGAUGUCAGUCUCUAUUGAUAUUCAAGUUAAACUAUUGGCACACUCCACACAUUCUACCCGUAUACAUCUAAAUAAAGCAAAGAACAACAGAUGGA
Scaptodrosophila lebanonensis is the source of this 830-nucleotide messenger RNA. RefSeq names its product peroxiredoxin-2. Gene Ontology annotation, cellular component: cytosol; mitochondrion. Gene Ontology annotation, biological process: cellular response to stress; hydrogen peroxide catabolic process; cell redox homeostasis. The record is from RefSeq and is a predicted model, not a curated record. NCBI's taxonomy places the organism in Eukaryota, Metazoa, Arthropoda, Insecta, Diptera, Drosophilidae. Gene Ontology annotation, molecular function: thioredoxin peroxidase activity. The transcript has 5 exons. The coding region runs from base 35 to 736 and encodes 233 amino acids.